Molecule: messenger RNA, 336 nt
Organism: Blastomyces dermatitidis ER-3
Lineage: Eukaryota; Fungi; Ascomycota; Eurotiomycetes; Onygenales; Ajellomycetaceae
Exons: 2
Coding region: 37-336 (99 amino acids)
Source: RefSeq, a predicted model, not a curated record
AUCUCCACGUCACGAGAAGUGAGACCUGCCAAUAUCAUGGCUGUCGCAGUAAAGAGUGCUGUCUUGGAUGCCCUCUCUUUCAAUACAAUCAAGACCUUCGAAGAACAGGAAAAGGAGGUGGACAAGGCGACCUUGACAGCUAUCGCGGAUAUCUUUGUCAGGCACAGCAUGCAUAUGAAGCUAGGAGUCGGGCUUCUCCAUCGCCACGACACACUCCAAGACGGAACUGUGAUGUUUCACAAGGUCCGGUCCCCCGAGUCUGAUAUCUGCAUCCCAAAGACUAUUUCGAGCGUCGACAUGGACAAGAUUGCGCCGAACUCGUGGUUCCUCAACUGA